Molecule: messenger RNA, 3130 nt
Organism: Numida meleagris (helmeted guineafowl)
Lineage: Eukaryota; Metazoa; Chordata; Aves; Galliformes; Numididae
Gene: BTG2
Product: BTG anti-proliferation factor 2
Exons: 3
Coding region: 117-611 (164 amino acids)
Biological process (GO): negative regulation of cell population proliferation; negative regulation of mitotic cell cycle
Cellular component (GO): cytoplasm; nucleus
Source: RefSeq, a predicted model, not a curated record
CCGCCCCCCCGCGCGGCGCUACUUAGCGGCGGAGCGGAGCGGGCGGCGGCACUGCGAGCUGAGCCGGGCUGACGGCUGUGCCGAGCGGAGCGGAGCGGAGCGGACUGGCGGCCGCCAUGAGCCAGCGCCGCGGGCCGCCUCCUCGGGCCGACAUGCUGCCCGAGAUCGCUGCUGCCGUCGGUUUCGUCUCCGGGCUGCUGCGGACGCGGGGCUGCGUCAGCGAGCAGCAGCUGCAGGUCUUCAGCGGGGCGCUGCGGGAGGCGCUCGCAGAACACUACAAACACCACUGGUUUCCCGAGAAACCGUUCAAAGGCUCUGGGUACCGCUGCAUCCGGAUCAAUCACAAAAUGGACCCCAUUAUCAGCAAGGCAGCUAGCCAGAUCGGACUCAGCCUCCCGCAGCUCUACCAGCUCCUGCCCAGUGAGCUCACGCUCUGGGUGGACCCCUACGAGGUCUCGUACCGCAUUGGUGAGGACGGCUCCAUCUGUGUCUUAUAUGAAGCAACAGCAGCCAAGCCUGUGAGCUCCUAUGGGAUGCUUACCUGUAAGAACCAGAUGAUGUUAGGUUGCACCGGCCCUUCUAAAAACUACAUCAUGACUGUCUCCAGCUAAAUACUCCUCUUGCACUUACACUGCCAAGACACAGGCUACUGUAUACCUCACCUGAGGAUCUAUUUUUAGAAUGAAGAGCUAUUUAUAUUUUUUAAGAAAAUCCGAAAAAAUCAAAAUUAAAAUACCGGGCGCUGCUUCAGACAGAAGCAGUGUUUUUAGGUGCCUUUUUUAAAGCUGUCGCAAGCUUGAGUUUUUAUUAUGAAGCUGAUAUCUACCUAAUUAGCAUUGGAUGGCAAUUUUGGUGGGCUUGCUUGCUCACUGGGCAGCUUGGAAUGGAGGAAGAGAGGGAGGAGGCCAGCUGGGAAGGGUGGCUGGUGAUGGCACCUGAGUGUCACCUCCUCUCCAUCCUGGUACCCAGCGCUGCUGUGGUGUCACCAAGCAUUGCAGUGCUGUUGGGGAAGGGACGAGUGAGUUACUGCAUUUCCUUCACUAACUCCUGCCCUAGCUGGUCUGAUCUCUCUGGGGAUAGUGUUUGGUAACCCCAAGGGCUGGGUGGUGCUGGGAACCCUGGGGUUCCUGUGUAGUGGAGGUCCCCAAGCUGAAUACUGUAAAUGCUGUGGUGGCACCUAGUGCUGUUUGUUCCUGGUGCUCUCCAGCACCUGGCUGUCACCACAGCUUGCUGCUCGCUGGGAAGGAUGCUCCAGGCCCUGAAACAAGCACUGAGCUGUGAGGCCUUUCUGCACUGGGGGAGUUCAGACAUCAGCCCGUGCCCUGCAGUUGCGUCCCCUCGUGUGUAAAAGUUGCCUAAUCCAAUGCUGAUGCUGUGCUGUGUCACUUCUCUGGAAGAGCUGAAGCAACUUGCCUUGUGCCCUAGGAGGUUGGUGUGUAAGUUCCCAUCUUGCCCUCUCUCUUUAAAUCCAAGAGUAUUGGGAGACUCUUUCCCCUGUGCUUGUGGCUGUCUGGGGCUGGGGUGCUCAGAUGCUUUGGUGGCUGUGUCGCUUUUAAAUUCACAUAUUUUCCUCCCCUGGAGCUGUCUCAGCUGAGACCUCGUGAAGGGGUAGUGUCUGGUUCUGGUUUCUUGGAACCUGUUUUGCACAAUGCCUGACCCUUCGCCUCUCGAAGCAGAGCUCCUCUUGUGGACCAGGUGGUACUUUGUGUUCAGGGAGGUUUACCUGAGUGGUGUUCAGGUGCUUGGCCCUCAGACUGCUAUGGCUGCUGCAGGUGGGGUGGCAACCAAAAGUGCUGCCCCAAACACUUUACCUGCUGGGGAAUGAGCCUUCUUUGGCGUGUGAUGUCCGUUGCCUUUCUUACGAACCAGCUAGUGCUCCUGCAAUGAUCCUGGUAGAAGUGAUGGGGAAAUCAGGGCAUUGACGUAGCCUAUUCUAAUGAAACUUCCUCAGAUCUGUUUUGCAGAACACUUUUUUUUUUUUUUUCAACCUUCCUCCUUCCUGAGCAAGCAGCUGACUGCCAUCCUAAAGCUGCUCUUUCCCAGCCUUGGGUUCAAGUUCUCAGACAAUUGUGCAAUAUAUUUCAAAACCAUGGAUGCUCUGGGAGAGGAAAGAAGCAUCCUGUCUGCUGCAGUUCUUGGCUUGUUUCUCAAUGCAUUAAAACAAAAAAGCGCAGCUCCCCAACUCUGACUACUUCUUACGUGGAAAAUUUACAGAUUUCUGUAGCAGUUUCAAAUCUUGAUUUCCUGAACUGGAAAACCAGCAUUUUUAUUAAAUAUCAGUGGUGUUACUUUGUCCUUGAGCAGUACUAGGUGGUGGUUCUGGAGUUGCAUCACUUCAGUUCCUCCCAUCAGCGAAGCAGAAGCUGAACUGAAGCACUGGGAUUUUCCCUGGUGCAAUAGGUGACAUCACCAAGAGGGGAGCACAUGGGAACUUCCAAAAAGCAAGUUCCCUUUUCAAAGGAAAAAGGAUCAGAGUUAUCUCUGGAGUCCUUGCUUAAAAUCUGCUUGUGUGGGAAGCUCCCAGUGAGAGCUGUGGUGUGCUCAGGAAAAGUGCUGUUUGCUCUGGUCUCUGUGGCUGGGUGUGGGGUUCCCUGGGCUGCAAUGUGGUCUGCCUCCCUGUUGCUGUUCCCUCCCUCUUAGCAGAAAAGAACUUUAGAGGAACAGCCCACACCAAAGGAAUACACUGUCCUUGCACUUACCAUGCCCUUGCUUCUAAUGCAAAAACAGCCACGUCCCAUUCCUUGUCCCUAGCGUGGAGGAGCCUGAUGUUCAAGUGUCUUGUUUGCUUCAAACCCAACCAAAUUCAGGUGUAACCCCUUCCUCUUGUAGCUGGUUACUUCUAAAAGCUGUGAAUUAAUGUCCUGUUGCCUUCUUGCCUACAAGCCUGAAUGGUGUGUUUUCAGAAGGUGUUUUGGGGGGUGGGGUGGGGGUGGGGGUUCCUCUCACAAUCUAAACAAAGCUGGACUGUUGAAUGGGACCUGCUUUUUGUAUUGGGUGGAUGUGAUGGGAAACUUGUAAGCUACAUGCGAAGGAAGGAGCGGAUGGUUACUAAUUGUACAGUAGUGUUUUUAUAUACAGAAUGUACAGAUCCUUAUGCUUUUGUUACUUUAAUAAAAAUGUAGCAGCAUCA